AUCGCACCGUGUAGAAUGGAGCUGACGAAUUUUGUGAAAUUACAAAGCGUAUUUUGGAAUCAACACACUAAUAAGCACAGUACCUAAAUUCGGUCUGAAAGAGUGUUGGAUUUAUACAGAAGAUUGCUCCACUGACAUUUCUAUGCAUCGUUUUAACCUGAUGCCAUUACCAAAUAGACCUUGAAAAUAGAAGCUACAAACAAGGAUGGACGUCUUGCUUCAGGUUUUUCUUUGUUUAUCUGUUUGCUUUAUUUUUAUUUCUAAAAUUUAAUUUCGAUGAUUCAAUGUUCCGUGUUUGAAGUUUGUUUAGAAUGUUGAAAUUAUUCAACAACAACUUCAACUUCCAACGUCAGUUUAAGUUGUACUGAAAAGCUGACUGACUACCCGUGCUUCGCUUCGAUGUUUGAGGGGAUCACACGACGUAUAUUAGGAUGUAGUUUACUUUGUCUCCGUGAUUGGGGAAGAGUGAUGGCUGGAUCUGAACUUUUCUUAAAAGCCGCCUUAGAAUUUGGAUCACGCUGGGAUAUGCUGAUGCAGUAGCCAUCUUCUUCCCCGCAGAACAUAAAAGAGUACUAUAGAGCGUCGUCAGCAGGAUGAGUUUUGCUAUAAUCCGCAUCAACUUAGUAACUUUGUUUUGAAGCAUUGUCUUUGUUCUGGAGAAUCGCGUCACACUAUUUCAAAAGGCUGCCCAGCUGUUACCAAAGUCAUGUAGCUUGCUGCUAGUGCGCUACAUCGACCCCGAUGUGUUAUUUCGUGGUGAACCACGACAUUCAAUUCCUGUCAUUGUCAUUCCUAAACGUCUUUACACUCCUGUUUUAAACGUUGAAGUUAGGCCAUAGGCGGGAUUACUUAAGACGGUCUUGAACCUCACUUGAAAGCGUUCGCGAAGAAAGGCGGGAGGUGUGUCCGUCUUAGGUCACCGGAAAGCAGCAUUUUGAUCCCACAUAUAAGGCAUUCAAUUCUCUGGAGGUCUUGUAGGGUUUUGUACAAUUCUUCUAUCCCCCAGUUGUGAGCCACGGUGCACUCAUGCCAAACAAUCAUUGUGUAAUUCCCAAAGUACCUGAGCUGUAUUACAUUUUUUUUUUCAAAUCUUGCACAAAGUAGCCUCAGAGUGAUGUAAGUGAAGAGACGGUUUAAAGGCACAGUUAGCUUUUUCACCGUACAACAAAUUUUUUACUACACGCCAGUAAGCUACAAUAAUCCUGAUUUUUCUAUUUUAUGCUAUGAAGCAACAGAUCAGUCAAUUCGCACCGUUCAGGGGAUGUAAGUUAUCUUGACAUCUAAUGAGAUGCACCAAAAUUCACUUGAUAGAAACCCCACAGCCGACUCCCUAUUUUUUAUUUUAAUAAUCAUUUUUAACUUUCUACUCGCGAAGCCAUCUUGUUUUCAAAUCUUAAUGUUUGUUGUUGACACGCGUGAUUUUGUCGCUCAGUUGAUCAUAGUUCAUCGCACCUGUCUUGUUCAGUGACCGGCCGAAAACAGGUGCGUAUGGGACCGCGCGUGAUACGGUAAGCUGGGGAGAGGGAGAGAGGUGGGGCUGGUGAGAGAUGGUGAAAUUACACAUUAUUCUCUCACUAGGACAGACAACAACUGGAAUGUCGAUAAUAUACAGAUUAAAAUUGAAAUAAUAUUUUACUAAAAAGCGCCUAAAAAUAAAACUAAAAAAAAAAACAAACAGAUAUGGACACUUCAUGAAAAGACUAGGGGGACUAAUCCUGGAAUAGAAGUAUCGGCUACAUUUCUUGUAGGAGUUAAUCUUGACUCCUGUUUAAAAUGGGCCUUCCGUAAUGUUCUUUUGGUUGGAAGCACUUUGCUUCGCGCGUCUUCUGCCUUUUUCACUCCUUCAUAUACUGCUGUUUGCCAGCUGGAACGGUGCUCAGCUUUGAUCUCCAAUCCCUUGAUUUCUAUGUUGGCUUCCCUUAUGCUCCUUUGCAAACGUCCAUCAAUCCCAGCCGCAGCCGUCCAAUUAGUCUUGCCCCUUCUGUCAACUCUCCAUUCAGCACGUACUUUGGAAUACGACCUUCCUCCAUUCUCCUUGCAUGGCCUAAACAGCUAAGGCGCUUCUUGCUACACUUUUUGGCAAGUUCCAAGACCUCUGUGUUAGGCACCUUGUCCUUCCAACGAAUACGCAAAAUGUGACACGGGCAUCUUUGGAAAAAGCGGUUGAGAUUCACUCUCAUGACUGGCAUAUGUGGUCCAAACUUCACUGUCUUAUAGGGUAAUAUGAGUGUAGUAAGCACACAUGACUGGCAUAUGUGGUCCAAACUUCACUGUCUUAUAGGGUAAUAUGAGUGUAGUAAGCACACAUGACUGGCAUAUGUGGUCCAAACUUCACUGUCUUAUAGGGUAAUAUGAGUGUAGUAAGCACACAUGACUGGCAUAUGUGGUCCAAACUUCACUGUCUUAUAGGGUAAUAUGAGUGUAGUAAGCACACAUGACUGGGAUAUGUGGUCCAAACUUCACUGUCUUAUAGGGUAAUAUGAGUGUAGUAAGCACACAUGACUGGCAUAUGUGAUCCAAACUUCACUGUCUUAUAGGGUAAUAUGAGUGUAGUAAGCACACAUGACUGGCAUAUGUGGUCCAAACUUCACUGUCUUAUAGGGUAAUAUGAGUGUAGUAAGCACACAUGACUGGCAUAUGUGGUCCAAACUUCACUGUCUUAUAGGGUAAUAUGAGUGUAGUAAGCACACAUGACUGGCAUAUGUGGUCCAAACUUCACUGUCUUAUAGGGUAAUAUGAGUGUAGUAAGCACACAUGACUGGCAUAUGUGGUCCAAAAUUCACUGCUUUACAGGAAUGUACUAAGCACACAUGACUGUCAAACACUAGCUUAGUUUUUAACUUCAAAUUAGCUUAAGGUGAUUCCCCACCCACGUUUUCAAUGUUGCCAUAGUUACUGCUGUUUGUUGUGAUAGUGACGUUCACCAUUUCAUCAACGAUGAGUCAACAAGAGAUAUUAGAUCUAUGGUAUGUGAAAUUCCCAACUCUAACUGCAGAUGAUGGCCCCCCACAAGUUAUGUUUGGAGGGAGAUGUGCUUCUUGGCUCAUGACAUUUGUUUGCUGUAGACUAAUGGCUUGUUCAAACUCUUUACAUGGGUGAGAGAGGCGAUAAACUAACCUGCGAAGACCUUCUUAUGUGUGCGAUGUUAAGGCGAUAUCGUCAGCGAACAGCAGUUUGCGGAUUAGUACUUUCUUUUUUUACCCUUGUCUUGGCACGAAGGCGGGCGAUAUUAAACAGCCAACAAUCAGAUGGGCCAUAUGACUGGUUUUUUUUCGUGUAUUUCUUGUUUUAAUGAUUAAGGCAUUUGCCGAAACGUUUGUAUUUGCUGUCGGAAGUGUGCACUGUCCUAAGAAAUAGUUAACUUCAUGCCUAAUAAUAGGAUAUCACGGACAUGUUGGUUUUCAUGUCUAUUGUUUGGUUGUUUUUUGUUUUUUUGUUUUUGUUUUUUUUGUUUUGUUGUUGUUGUUUUUGUUGGUGGGGAGGGGGGGAGUAGGGUUAUUUGAUUAAUGAACUAAACAUUACCAGUUUAAAAUAAGCCUUCCUAAAUUUUUCAAAAUUCUGUCUGACGUAGAUUCAUGAUGCAUUCAGUCUGUUUCACACCCCCUUGUUCUCCGCAGGUAAUGCUGCUGAUGUUCUCUGUAUCUACGAGAGGUCAAAAUAAAUCGUGCCGAAGAUCUUUGAUCCCGAGGCCAGAUGUUAGCGAUCUGAAGAGUACAUUCAUGUCGUACUGGGGCACCUACCAUCCUCCUCCAUUUAAUGUUCCAGAGUUGGAGGCGAUAAGUGCACAAUUUAAGAACUUGACUUGCGGCACCAUGGACUAUGACCCGGCAAAAGCGAUUAUCAAUGGAACAAUCGUUCCAGAGAAAGGGUGGCCGUGGCAUGUCACCAUUUUUGGCGUCUAUAAAUACGGCCGGGGAACUCCAUUCUGCGGGGCAAUAUUGAUCAGCCGUUUCUUGGCUAUAACAGCGGCCCAUUGCAAGGACAGUUUUGCAUACGCGAAGCUGGGCGUAAGCGAACAAUGCAGUUUUGCACCGUGCCAACAGUUCCGUCGUCUCGGGGGUCGUUAUAAAAGCCAUACAAAUUAUAGCCAAACGGUCAACUCAGCGAGAGACGACAUAGCUCUCCUAGACUUGAGCGAGAAGGCUAACUUCAACCAAUACGUUAGGCCCGUCUGCUUGCCUUGGACCGAUGUAACCCACAUGGACAACUGCUACAUUGUCGGUUUCGGUUACGAUACUUUAGUGGACGCCGACAAUCGGUCGAGAAAGUUGUUACAGGCCAAAGUGCGCUGGGUGCAGCAGGACGUGUGUCGCACCUAUGGGCGAAUCAACAAGAUGAGCUUGGACACGCGUGUCGAGUGCUUCCAGUGUGUUGACCCGGGUGUCUUCCCCUGUGCAGGGGACGCUGGCAGUGGGGUCUACUGCAAAGAUAAAGGUUACUGGACGCUCGUGGGUAUCGUCAGCGAACGAGUGAACAAGUGCGACGAGAGUCCUACUUUCCACGUUGAUGUCUUCAUGUACAUGAAAUGGAUCCUGGACAACGCCAUUGAUUUGCUGCAAGGCAGAGCUCCUUGAGUUAUGGCCCCUGGCGUAACGUGAUUCAUUCUAUCGCGUGUCAAAUGUACAUUUUAGACAAUUAUGUUAGAUAAACUUGAAAUAGUAGAACAAGCUGUGUGAACAAAAUAGUAGAACAAGCUGUAUGAAUAAAAUAGUAGAACAAGCAAUGUGAAUAAAAAAGUAGAACAAGCUAUGUGGAAGCUUGAAUCAAAAUACA
Messenger RNA from Lymnaea stagnalis (great pond snail), 4773 nucleotides. The record is from the annotation of a GenBank genome assembly. NCBI's taxonomy places the organism in Eukaryota, Metazoa, Mollusca, Gastropoda, Lymnaeidae.